CUGGUAUCAACAACUAUCGAGCUCGAAAGCCGCCCGAACCCGAACGCACCCCUCGGCGCCUCGCCCGCAGCGUCCGGCCGGGCCCGCUGGGCACCCGCGAGGACCUGCCAGGCUGCAGACCGACGCCGCUGCCACACCAGCGGCGGCCAAUCGCCGCCGCGCGAAAGAGGCGACACGCUCGAGCACGGCAGCGGCCGCGCGAAAGAUGCGACACGCUCGAGCACGGCAGCGGCAAGCUCGUCGCAGGCAUUCGUGAUCCUCGGACCCGCCUGGCGCCACGAGCACAAUAGGCGCCGGACUCGGCGGACCAUUGGGUCCCGAGCCGCAUCGGGCGACAGCCACUGCAUUACUGCAUCCCCUAGUAGGCCGUGCACAGAGUAUACGCGCCAGGGGCGUUCUCACAUCAACAAUGAGCAGACGCAAAGACCCUCGCGAACGAGACACCACGAGCCACACGAGGACCCGCCACUUCCCGCCACCUGCCUACGAGGCCGCACUUCGACGCUGGGUGGCGCCACGAGCCACAGCAAACUACUGCUGCUAACACGACGUUUCCGUGGGCGGCCCAACACCGCUCAAGCCACGAACGCGGGGAUAGCCCCCGCGAGCGGCUGCAUCAGCGCCGCCACGCCCUGCAUGCCACCCUCAGCUGUGGGGGGGGGCACCCCGUCAGCUGGCAACGGGCCGUCUGGCGCCCCAUCCAGACGUGCACGUCGCCGCACGAGCGGUUGUACUCGCACCGCGGACCGACGGCGCCCUCCAGGAAAUCUAGGGAGCUCCUUCGAGCGGGACGAAGAUGGGCACCCCGGCCCUGAAGCUGCUCGGCGCCGGGGCAGACGUAGCCACAGCACUGAUGUCGGGCGCGGUGUCUGACUGCGCCUCGAUCGCGGCGUCGGGCCGCACGACGACCAUGGCCCCAACAAACUUGUCGGCCUUGGAGUCGGACGCGGGCGCGGCGGCGCCCUGGUCCUUGGCGCCCUUCGGCUCGGAAUCCUCGCCCUCCACCUGCAGCCAGCAACGCCCGCGACAGGAGGAGGAGGAGAGCGUGGCGCCGCACGUACAAAGGGCCCCGAUGCGCGCCACCAGCGGCCUCGCCGCGCGAGCGACAGGUUGCCGAACUUCGGGUCGUGCACUGCGCUGUCAAUUCCUGAGCUGCUGCGGCGAAGCCCGCGCAACGUCAGCGCCUGCAGGAACUUUUGCGUGCAUGGCAACGUUGCGCCCAGUUGGUCUGUGUGCUCCAGAAGGUGGCCCGCCAGCCUCGCCGCCAGUGCGGGAAUGAUCGCGACCACUCGAUCCUCGACCUCGGCGUCGCCGACGAGCAAGGUCACCGCCUCCUUGAGCACUGGGCACUCCUGGGCAAGGUGCUCCUUGUCCAGCUGGAGCCUCUGGAUGGCCCGGUCAGCUGCAUGACGAGCAGCUUGGCGGGCGGCGUUCCGCUGCUCAGCUGGCUUCCAGGGACGCCUGCAUGGCGUGCCCUCCCGCGCCGUCCUCAAGCCUCCAGCUCUCACACCGCUCACUAGCCUCCAGGCCCCCAGCAGCAUGCCGCGGCCAUGGGCGAAAGGGCAAUGGAUAAAUCAGAAAAAAUGAGGCUCGAGUCCAAAUGGCU
Molecule: messenger RNA, 1606 nt
Organism: Prorocentrum cordatum
Lineage: Eukaryota; Dinophyceae; Prorocentrales; Prorocentraceae
Source: the annotation of a GenBank genome assembly